This is a messenger RNA of Linum trigynum, 5775 nucleotides long. NCBI's taxonomy places the organism in Eukaryota, Viridiplantae, Streptophyta, Magnoliopsida, Malpighiales, Linaceae. The record is from the annotation of a GenBank genome assembly.
UAAACCGUUCAAAAGGAAAGCAAAAAUGUUAACAACCCCUAGCCAAAUUAUUAUCAAUGUAGCUACUUUAAUAAUCAACUAUGAAAGGUUAAUAGUUACAAUAACGAUGCAAGGUAAAGGUGUUGUUUGAUAGAAUAGCUGAUCCUAGUACAGCUGAGCUUUCAGCACUAUGGGAGGCGGUGUAUUGGUGUAUCAGGAUGUUGGAAGGUGAUGCCUAGGUGGUGAUAGACGAGGUCAAUGGAGGCAUGGUGGCAAAUGUUCGUGGCGGGGCAAUCUUUGAGGAGAUCUGUUCCGAUCAGCUGUCUUUACCUGAUGUGUGGUUUCGGUUUGUGAGAAAGGAAAACAAUAGGGUAUCCCCAUGAGGUGAUUAAGUUUUCUUUAUUUCUUAGUCGAUGUAAUUUGGUCGAUUUUUGUGCAUGGCUCUUUAUAGAGGCGGGUAUGGUAUAACUUUUGUUUCUUGUUUAUUGCAAGCUAUCGUGUUGUUAACAAACAAAAAUUAAUUGUAAUUCUCUAAAUAGACUUCAUAACUACUUACUCACUAACUUUCUAAUAAUUAACUAAAAUUCUGACAGCUUAUUGCUUUAAUAUUCUCUUUAAAGAAUAAGACUCAAGUACCGAAACUCAAACUCAUUCCACUUGAUCCAAAAUCUCCAUAGCUAGCUAGACCCUAGAUAAUUUGUGUAUACGUUCAGCUCAACCCUUGAACAUACUAGGGGCUCCAUUAUAGGACGGUUAAUUAAGCCAGUACUUUAUGAUUAAGUGAUUAUGCCAAGCACAAGCAGACCCACAAAGUGCAAUUUGAGAACUCUGACAAAUUUGGCACUUCCAUUUACAGAACCACAAGUCCUUUUUUUUCUCUACCCUGAUUUGAUUUUGAUGUAAAGCCUUUCGGUUUCUUUCUUUUAAUGGCUUCACCUUCACCUUGACGACGCUACGCUACCUAGAGACAAUAUCUUGCAUUAUUGGGGAUGACUAAAAACCUUUUCAAUACCUUGAUUGAUUUUAUGUAAAACCUUUUGGUGUCUUUUUUUUAAUGGCGGUAACAUACCCAUAGUAGUUUAAGGAGGGAUGACUAAAAAACAAAUAGCGGGCCCAAAGAUAUUUAUCAAAGAUAUUCAACCAUAGAUAGUCAAAUAGUGUUGAAUUCAAAUACUACCAUUAUUAAAUUGAAUUUUACACAAACAAAUUUUUCCCACAAUUUUAAUUUAAGAUUUGUGCAUUGGGAACUCACUAGUGCACUUGCGCAGAUGAACACAUGCAUGCACUGUAGACUGCCACAACACAACCCUCCGAUCGAGUUGUGCGAUAUUGUGCCGGAAAUUGGGAAAAGCCCACCGUUCGAGACCUGGAUCCAUUGCUAUUUUUCGGAUAUAUUAUAUUCUCCGCUUUGUUCUAGAUCCAUUAUUAGUACCAUUACCAUUUUUACACCAAACCUUUUUUUUAUAUAAUGGUGAUACGAUAUUAAUUUAUGUAGUUUACAACGAACUAAACAUCGAUCUCCAUGAACGAAAGUGCAUACAGUGGCAUUAUUUAUUUUGGUUGAACGCAUAACCUAACAUCAUUUUACAUUUUUUGGGGUGAAAACAAUGUAUUAAUACAGUAAAAUACUUAUAUUGACGUAACUCAUUAUAUUUGCGGCUACCUCAACGUAACACGAUAUGAUGAGUACCUUACGGUAUUAAACACACAAAAUUUAUAAGUCAUUUUUAAUUCAAUAAUGCGAUUAAAUAAUGUUUAUUUUAAUUUUAUUAAUUGCAGGCUUUAGCUUUGGAACUAAUUUGUGAGACGUUUACUUUUGGUCUCUCCUCUUUUAGUCUCCUCAUUUUGGGAUGAGUUCACAACUAGUAGAUUACGCUUCUCCCAUCAUCGUCUAUGAUACCUAAUCAAAUCCGAAUCGAUUUUAUCACGAAAAAUCCAAUCAAAAUGAUUUUUUAAUGAUUUUUACAAGAAUCCAAUAAGAAGAGUAAUAGAUUUGGUGUGGUUAUAAUAUUCUAAAUAUCGACCCAAUUAUUCAUUACAUCUAGGUUCUAAAUUCACUCGUUUUAACAUACCGAUCAUUCAUAUCCUGUAGACAUUAUGAUUAUAUCUUAUAUGUAGAAUUUGGCUCAUUCUCCUUCAUUUUUGUAAAUAAGAAUGAAUUAAUCUAGCAUCUUAAUUAAUGUAGCAUCUUUCAAAUCAAUUUUAAUAAUUGAAGACGAUAUUAACCAAGUUGCUGCAGGUGUCAAAACGUGAGUCAUCAAAGAUGAAAUGAUACGUGGUGAUCGUAUCUAUUUUUGAUAUUGUUUUCCUAAAUUAAUAUAGUCUAGGCCAAAUUUAGACACACCCAUGACUGUACUGACAAGUCUGUGAUCUGUCUAGUGUCUAAUAAAGACAAAUAUAAGCCUAGAAUGGAGAGCAAGUAGUUUGAUUUGAUACCCUUUUGAUGUACGUAGCCUGUUCUAUUACUGUAAGUGUGACAAUAGAAAAUUUCGGCCCGAUUACGUCUGGAUCACCGGAAAAUUUUUGGUGCGUCUUGGUUCAACCUCUCUUUUUUCGGCCCGAUAAUCUAUCACCGCCGAUAUUAGUCUGAAAAAAAUCAUGUUAUAACGGAAUCUUGAAAAAUACAUGGCAUUAGAAAUGAAAACGACUAGAAAUAAGGAAAGGUUAGCCUUCUUCGGCGAACACCCAAUUUCUUAUAUCUGGAAGUUGGAAAGGUUGAAUGUGUGUUUGAACUUUGAGGUUGUGGAAUUUUUUUCACCGUAACUGUAUUCAAAUAAAACUGACCUAGAGAUAGUCAGGUAGAAUAGUGAAGUCGGCAGCCACUAAUACAAAAUUUGGCGGCGGCAAAUAUCAUCGAUCUCUUCUUCAUAAAAAAAAUAUAUCAUCGAUCUCUUAUUAAAUUUUGCAGGUUGAUCCUUGAGAUUCGACAUAUGAGGAAUGGGAAAAAAAAAACGAAUGACCCACAAAUUCGACUUCUCAUGAACCAAACUCGAGUUUCGCGAAUGACCCACAAAUUCGCUUGUGAUCACCUGCUCGCCCAGUAGUCAUCGGUUGCUUCUAGCUUAGCUAAUUCAGUCCACUUACCCACUGAUCAGUCAUCGGAUUGCGGGUUAUCAAUCCAGGAUGCAGAAGACUGAAGCUCUAGUUUGCCAAGCUGACCAGCGCCUUAAUAAAAAAUGGUUAUUCCCAGACCUCAUCAGACUAUUCCAUGUUUGUCAGGUGGAUUCAAGGAAGGGUUGUGGUGGUUUUUGUAUAUGUUGAUGACAUAUUAAUUGCAGGGAGCUACCUGGGAGACAUUGAACAACUUAAAUUGUUUUUGAGUAAAGAGUUCAAGGUCAAAGAUCUUGGGCAGAUGAGCUACUUUCUGGGAUUGGAAGUGUUAAGAGAUCACAAGGGCAUCUUCCUGAGUCAAAGGAAGUACUGCCUGGAAUUGGUCACUGAUACAGGCUAUCUUGAAGUCAAAGGCUGUCUCUCUCCUAUUGACUGUAAUGUGAAGCUCUCAGCAACCCAAGGAGAUCCAUUACCAGAUCCUAGUGUUUACAGGAGGCUUAUUGGAAGACUUCACUAUCUAACAAUUACAAGACAUGACAUUAUCUAUGCAAUUCAACAAUUAGCACAGUACCAAGGAGCACCAUGUGUUGAGCAUCUGCAGGCUGCUCACAGGGUAAUCAGGUAUUUAAAACAAACUCCUGGACAAGGACUCAUGCUCAGAUCAGAUUCCAAGUUAGAGUUGUCUGGAUUCUGUGAUGCUGAUUGGGCAAGCUGCCCUGAUUCUAGAAGGUCACUUACAAGCUAUUGUACCUUCUUGGGAACCUCUCUGAUUACCUGGAAAACUAAGAAACAGACAACAGUCUCUAGAUCCUCCUCUGAGGCUGAAUAUAGAGCUCUUGCUCAAGUUGUUUGUGAAGUUCAGUGGUUGAGGAACUUAUUGCUGGAAAUGGGAGUACAGGUUCCACUGCCCAUUCCUUUGUUCUGUGACAACAAAUCAGCUAUGCAUAUUGGAGAGAAUCCAGUGUUCCAUGAAAGGACUAAACAUAUCGAAAUAGACUGCCGCUAUACAAGAGAGCGCUUGAAGUCUGGUUUGAUUCAUUUGAGCCAUGUCAGAACAGAUGACCAGAUUGUAGACAUUUUUACUAAAGGGGUCUCUCGAUAUCGUUUGAAGUUUUUGCUUGACAAGCUGGGAGUUCACAAUGCUUACUCGCCAGCUUGUGGGGCAAUAUCAAUCCAGGAUGCAGAAGACUGAAGCUCUGGUUGAGAUGAUGAAGCUGCUGGUAGCUGACCUUGAAGAACAGAGCAGCAUGACGAAACGUUUCAAUCAACUUCUCCAGCAACAUAAGUGAAGAACGAGACGGCGACGUUUAGGACUGAGCUUACCGUUACAUGGAGAAGACGGGUGCCAACGAAGAAGCAACACGUGGCACAUUAUUUACUGCUUUAUUUAAAUUAUAGUUUAACGUUUGUUUCAGUUUUUACUGUUCUUGUACGAACACUUUCCCUUUACCAGUACUAUAUAUACGAGAGAAGUGAGAACCCUGCCUCCUUGCGUGCUCCAUUAUAUACCGCCUCCUCCUUCUUCUACCUACAAUUCCUAGCCAUUGCAUCUUUAUUUUACGGGUCAACACUACACUGAACCAUAUUUCUGUUUGUUCUUUCGUUAAUAAUUAUUUUUUUAUCAAUCACGUAUAAUUAAGGAUUUUCAUGCAUUAAUUCGCCAACUUUUUUUUUUUUUUUGGUAGAAUUAAUUCGCCAACGUUGGAUGCUCGACAAAUAAAAUUAAGCAAUAAAGCAGUACUGUUGAAUUUAUCGACUGCCACAAACCCGCUGACCGAGUUCUGCCAGAAAUCGUGUGCCAAAAUUGGGGAAAUCAAGAAAUGGAUCCAAUGCCAUUUUUGGGUACUAUAUUAUUCGAAUAUUUGGUCUAGAUCCGUUGCCAUUUUUCUACCUAAACCCUUUAUUAUUUUAGUUGAAUGUGCCAAAAUUGGGAAAUUGUGAAGAUGGAUCCAUUUUCAUUUUUGGAUAUUGCAGUAUGUUACCCGAUUUUUUUUUAUGAGAAUCAAAAAUUAUCAUUAAGCACCGGGACACCCAAAUACGAGGGGUCCUCUCUAUUACAAACUAUGAGAAACCUAACCUUUUUUAUUCAUUUUGAUUUUUUCAAAUUAUGUUACAAGCUAUCCCAUUAUCAUUCAUGGCCAUGAGUAUGAGUUAGGUUGAUUACUAUGAUUUUACAAAAAAAUAAUAACUCCACCGUAAUACUAUUUUUAAAAUAGGUGUUUUCAUAUAUUCUCACCAAGCUAUAAAUAAUUAUCUCCAACCCUACAACCAAUCGUCUCCCUUGCAGACAAGACUCCUCGCUGCCAACCCUCCCCUGCCCUCCCUCCUCCCCCCGCCUGUCAAUUGUCAUUCGCCAUCCCUCCCCUCGUUUUUUUUUUUUAUCAUAUUGGUGUUAAUUGUUUAUAUGUUGGUAUUGGUUAAUAAAUGAUAUAUAUGUUAUGGUAGUGAUAGUGUUUUUGUGUAGAUUAGAGUGGUAGUGUUUUUUUUUUAUUGAUUCUUGUUUUAUUUCUAAAAUGAAGUUGACAUUUUUUUGAAGUGUUUAUUUAAUGGAUUGAUAUUGACAUCUUGUUUUACUUUUGCAGUGGUAUUAAUUCUGAUGAACGAAAACAAGGAAACUAUUGAGAAAAAGAAGAGAUAGUGGUGGCUGGAAAUCUGCAAAGUGAGAGAGUUAAAAUUUUAAUUAAUAUGUUUUUUAAUUUUCUAAAAUAUAAUUUAUAAAAAAGUUAAUAAAUAUUUUUUAUCCAA